AUGUUCGCUAUUGCGACUGGCUUUCUCGCUGUGUGGGCAAUGGUCCAUGCAGCUCCCAGCGGAAGUUCUGCUCCCAGUGUCCGUGUUCGCAAUGGAACUUAUACUGGUGUGCAUAGUACAACUUAUGACCAGGACUUCUUCUUGGGUAUGCCCUAUGCCCAGCAGCCUGUGGGUAACCUACGGUUCACCGCGCCACAGUCAUUGAACGAGACUUGGAAUGGGGCACGCGAUGCGACAGAGUAUUCUGAUAUCUGUGUUGGAUAUGGGUCCGACUCUAUCUGGUACCCCCAAUCCGAAGCCUGUCUGACCUUGAACGUCAUCCGAGACUCGUCUGUCAAGUCAAACUCCAAGCUCCCGGUAGGAGUCUGGAUUCAUGGUGGUGGCUUCUGGAUGGGAUCGGGGAGAGACCAGCGGUACAACAUGUCUGCCAUCGUUGAGAACUCAUACAAAAUUGGUAAACCAUUCAUUGCCGUCACUCUCAACUACAGACUGUCCGCCUGGGGAUUCAUCAGCUCAAGCGAAGUCUCCGGCAGUGGCAACACCAAUCUCGGUCUGCGAGACCAGAGAUUGGCACUUCAUUGGAUUCAGGAGAAUAUCGCUGCCUUUGGCGGCGAUCCUACCAAGGUCACAAUCUGGGGCGAGUCGGCCGGUGGCAUGUCAGUGGGCUAUCAAUUGACCGCAUAUGGAGGCCGAGAUGAUAAAUUGUUCCGGGGUGGUAUCAUGGAAUCGGGAGGUUCCAUCUCAGCUAGUGCUGGUAACUUCACGACUUAUCAGUCCUCUUACGAUACCCUGGCUGCUAGUGUCAAUUGCGCCGACGCAGCGGACUCGCUCCAGUGCUUGCGCGAAGUUCCUUUCGAAACACUCAACUCGGUUCUGAACGGGACUGGCGGCUCCUCUGAUUACAAUUUCUCGCCCGUAGUUGAUGGAGAUUUCAUGCGCGACUAUGGCAGUGUACAGUUGAACAACCACGAAUUUGUCAGAGUGCCCAUUAUCUCCGGAACGAACAUGGACGAGGGAACUGCAUUUGGGCCCACGGGAAUCAACACCACCGAGCAGUGGUAUGAGUAUCUCACAGAUGGAUCAAUAGGCAAGCAAUUGCCUGCCUCCAUGGCUAACCGCAUCUUGGAACUCUACCCCGACGACCCCUCGCAGGGUAUUCCAGCAUUCCUUGGUGACCAGCGCGUACCCUCAAUGGGCUAUGAAUGGCGACGAACUAGCGCCUUCGCUGGUGACUUUACCAUGCACGCGAAUCGGCGCCGACAAUGCGAGGCAUGGUCCGAGACCUCGACGCCGGCCUACUGUUACCGAUUUGACGUGCACUCUGCUGACGUCCCGCUCAUCGAGGGAGCAACGCAUUUCGAAGAAGUCUCUUUCGUAUUCCACAACAUCGAUGGACUCGGAUAUCACUACGGAAAGCCUUUUGCAGGUGUGCCACAGUCUUAUAUCGAUCUUAGCACUAUGAUGACGAGCAUGUGGGCCUCGUUCAUUCACGACUUGAAUCCCAAUUCUGGCGUUGUGAACAAGUCCAUCCAUUGGGAGGCAUACGGAAAGGAUAAGCCGGUUGAUUUACUGUUCAGUGCUAAUAUAACCAGCUACAUGGAGGCCGACACCUGGCGCAAGGAAGGGAUUGAUUAUAUCAAUUCGAUUGCGAAGGCAGUUUGGCGGUAG
Penicillium cataractarum is the source of this 1668-nucleotide messenger RNA. RefSeq lists its product as uncharacterized. The coding region runs from base 1 to 1668 and encodes 555 amino acids. The transcript is spliced from 4 exons. NCBI's taxonomy places the organism in Eukaryota, Fungi, Ascomycota, Eurotiomycetes, Eurotiales, Aspergillaceae. The record is from RefSeq and is a predicted model, not a curated record.